This is a messenger RNA of Mytilus californianus (California mussel), 2838 nucleotides long. RefSeq names its product bis(5'-adenosyl)-triphosphatase enpp4-like. Bases 74 to 1579 code for a protein of 501 amino acids. The record is from RefSeq and is a predicted model, not a curated record. The transcript has 4 exons. NCBI's taxonomy places the organism in Eukaryota, Metazoa, Mollusca, Bivalvia, Mytilida, Mytilidae.
GAAGAACGGCGACAAAAAAUCAUCAAUCGACACUUUAUAUUCAGAUAUACAACAAAUCUUAGUGAAUUUAAUUAUGUAUCAACAUAAAUUUCAUAAUUUGUCAUAUUUGUUGCUGUUCUGGACAAUGCCAGCAAUUUCUUCAUCGUUGGAUAGAAAACUUCCAAAGUUAAUUCUUAUUUCUAUGGAUGGUUUUAGGUACAAUUAUUUAGAUAAUGUUCCUUCGGAAAAGAUAACUAAUUUCACCAAUCUCAUUGAAAAUGGCGUGAAAGCAAAAUAUCUUGAAAAUGUCUACCCAACAGUUACAUAUCCAAACCACAUGACAUUAGUGACAGGACUUUAUCCGGAAAGCCAUGGUGUGAUUCAUAACAGAUUUUGGGAUCCAUACCUAGAAGAUGGAUUUUCGUUGACCGAUUUCAGACGGAAUUUCGAAUCAAAGUGGUUCGACACCGGCGCAGAACCAAUAUGGGUAACUAAUUUCAAAGCCGGGUCAUCAAGAGACAGUGGUGUUAUUUUGUGGCCAGCUGGUGUGGCACAAAUAAAGUCAUACAUGCCACGUGUUAUACCGGCAGGCGACGAUUACAAUGACACUGAUUGGAAUUUGAGAGUGGACACUUUGGUCAAAUGGUUUCAGAAUGACAAAACAAAUGUGAGACCAAUAAAUUUAGGACUAUUGUAUUUUCCUGAUCCCGACGAAACAGCCCAUAAUUUUGGUCCUGAUAAAAUUGAUGGAACUAUUACUGACGAAGUACAACAGAAAAUUUUUCAGCUUGAUGCUUCUUUGGGAUAUCUAAAGAACAAAUUGAACGAAUCAAAUCUAUGGGAUGAGAUGAAUAUUAUAAUAACUUCUGACCAUGGCUUCACAAAUCUUCUGUCUUUGGAAAAUGGACAGAUUAAUUUAGAUAAAUUUAAUAUUGAUAGAAAAUUUUAUAAAACCGGAAGUGACAUGAAAAACCAUCUUGUGAUGAAUUUAGAGCCUGCUGAAGGAACCGAUGUAGAAAAAUUAUUUCAAAAUUUAAGUGUUAUACCAAAGAUGAAUGUAUACAGAAAAUGUGAUGAUAGUUUGAAAAAAUUGCAUUAUUGCCAGAACAGAAGGAUCAUGCAGUUUGUUCUAGAAGCAGAAGAAGGAUAUUUCAUAGGCAACACUGACACCUUGAAAAAUAUUUCAAAAGGUGGCCAUGGCUACGACCAAAACAAAGUGCCAAAUAUGCGACCUUUCUUCAUCGCCUUUGGGCCAGCAUUUAGAAAAGGAAUCAUUUCAGAGCACUUUGAGUCCGUCAAUAUAUAUCCACUAAUGUGUCAUAUACUUGGGAUACAUCCAGCUCCAAACAAUGGAUCUCUAGACAAUGUACGCCAUCUUUUAGUUCAACAAUCUUUUAUUCGGACGGAAACGGUUCAGCUUACACUGAUUACUUUUUUAGUGGUGGUCGUUUUUGUUACAUGCAUUGGUGGUCUAUAUUCAAUCGGAGCAUUUUAUCAGGUAAGACGCCACCAACGGAAGAGAAAAAGAGGCGGUCAGGAAUAUAGAAAAUCAUUACUCAAAGACGACAAAGACGAUGAAGAAAGUUGCGAUGAACUUUAGAUGACAAACUGUUAUUGACAAUAGACACUUUUUGUUUAAAGUAACAACUGUAGUUAUAGAUAAGUGCGUUUGACGGAAUAGUUUACUACAUGUUAUUUUCUCUCCCUCAAACAGGUGUUGUCAAAACGACAUGUUAGAAUUAUUGAAUAUAAAUCGAAUGAAUACGAAUUGGUUAAAAGUUGGUGUUUAACGCCCCUUUCAGCACUAUUAGCUAUAUCACGGAGAAUCGUUUUAUUCUGGAACCAUGGGUAGAUUAUAAAAAAAAAGCACGUUAUCUAAGGAUAAGUAAUGUUUGCUCUCGUAAUGAUGAAGAUGAUGAAUAAAAUUCUUAUUCUAUUGCAAAACAAAUAAAAAUGUAAGAAACAAUCUUUUGUCUGAUCUUGAUUCUCAAAAACACGGACCUCUUGAAUUCCGCUUAAAAUGAUACUAUGUACUAUGAAUCCAAUAAAAUUUCAAUAGGAUCAAAGUCUGGGUUCCUUUUUAAAACAGUCAAUUGAACUAUUAAUAAAAGGAUUGUUGCUAAAUCUCUUGUAUAUAAAAAUAAGGAGAUGCGGUAUGAUUGCCAAUGAGACAAGUAUCCACCAAAGUUCAUGACAAAUGAAGUGGAUGUAAGCAAUUAUAGGCAACCGUACGGCCUUCAACAACGAGAAAAACCCAUACCGUAUAGUCGGCUAUAAAAGGCCCCGAUAUAUAAAAUAUGAAACAAUAUGUACAUGUGUGUAUAUGUUUUAUGUAAUAUGCGAUAUUUUCAUAGGCUGUUCGAUGCUUUCACUACAAUAAAGAAGAUAGGAAAACUUCAAAAUAUGUAAUCUUGUUGUCUAGCUGUUUGUAUUAAAUGAUACUUAUUCAUUAAAAAUCAUGUGGGUUUAAAGUCAACCAGAACAUAAUAAAAAGGAUAUCUACAAGUCAAAGUAAGGUCAAGAACAGUACACACAUGAUUUAAGCUGGUUCUCUCCCUUGCAACAUACGGGUAUCUGAGACACCCGUGUUGUCAAGUAAAGCUGUCGGAGCCAAACAGAUAAAGGACAUGGAACGAGCCUAUAAUGGUUUAAUUUUACAAAUUGUGACUUGGAUGGAGAGUUGUCUCAUUGGCACUCAUACCACGUCUUCUUAUAUCUACUAACCAAUGUCUACACUAAAUGUCAAACUCGAAAUGAGACUGACAAGUUGGUUAAAAAUUUAUAAAACUACUAUAAAGUAUCAACACCAUAUUUAUUUAAGGAAUUUUUCUUUACAGUGGUGGAUCCCGGGGGGGGGGG